GCCGUAGCCGCUGCCCCUCCCCUUGCCCUCGAUCCAGGCGCGUGGUGGUGGCCUCUGAGCGCGGCCGGCGAGAGGAAGCCUCGCGCCCCGGUUGUCCCGUCCCGCUCCCCAGCCCGCAUCGCUAUGUUGGGAGCUGCCCUGCUCCUUCGUCGCUGCACCGCCGCCGGCCUCCGUGGCCUGGCCCGGCGGGUCCGACAGCCGCCCGCCGCCGCCGCUGUGUUGCCUGCUCGUUGCUACUCUCAUGGGACACAAGAGUCAGAUGAAGAAUUUGAUGCUCGCUGGGUGACAUACUUCAACAAACCAGAUAUUGAUGCCUGGGAGCUAAGGAAAGGCAUGAACGCGUUGGUGGGCUACGAUCUGGUGCCAGAACCAAAAAUCAUCGAUGCUGCUUUGAGAGCAUGCAGACGGUUAAAUGACUUUGCUACUGCGGUCCGCAUCCUAGAAGUUGUAAAGGACAAGGCAGGACCUCACAAGGAAAUCUACCCUUAUGUUAUCCAGGAACUUAGACCAACUUUGAAUGAAUUGGGAAUCUCCACUCCAGAGGAACUGGGCCUGGACAAAGCAUAAACAUAAUUGCUGGCUGAUGCACCUCUCCUACAGAACAUCAAGGGUUACUCCACCGGGUCAUAAACGACAUCCUCCACCUGCUCCAGAAAAGCACCAGUAUGGGAGAUCUGAUCAGCGAUGAUGUAGAGUAACCUGCUGACCUAUGCCAAGUGCUGUACCUUUAAAUUAGUGGCUAUGUCAGAUGCCAAGUUUGGGAGACCAAUACUACAAUCAGUGUUAAACUGAUGCAGCUGGAACUCCUCAUUCCCACCAUCCUGAGGGGAUACUGCUUGUCAGUUACCUACACUAGGAUCCACACUGACACAAGCUCUAAGAGAGAACAGUUACUUACCCCAUGGUAACUAGUUCAAGAUGGUCAGUGUGGAUCCCAGACCUGCCCCCAUCCUUGGAGUCCUUACCUGCCAUGGUCUUUAAUGGUGAGGGAACAUGGGAAGGGUCGUGACCACUUUACUCUUCAGCCACAAGGGGGCAUAAUGGACAUGCACAGCCCUGACAAGCAAGGUUUAUUAAAAAAAUCUGAUCUCCUGUGCAUCCCAUCCUACACUAGGAUCUACACUGACUCAAAGAACUACAGUUACUGUUGGGUAAAGAACCCUUUAUUUUCUUUUCCACAGAAUGUUGCAAAAAAGCAAGUGGAAGGUGGGCUAAGAAAAAGAGACUAGUCCUGUUAUUUGGGAAGUGACCUAGCUGAACAUCAGAAAAUAUGUGCCCCAGACCCCUCAUGACCACAACUGUUCAGUGUUUAGUGUCCUUUAAAAGCUGAGACUAUAACCAUGGCAUAAGCUCCCUGGCCUGUCUUGCAGUGAGAUAAGGGAUUAAGUAUGUAUAGGAUCUAUUUCAAACACUCUCCUGUCAGUCCAGCUAAUGGGAUCUAGAAGUUCUGUCUGUAACACACAGAUUCUCAGAGAGAUUAAAUCCUUAUGUGUGAGACACAGUUUUACAAGUGUGGCAUUUAUUAAUGCUUUAUAAAUCAGAAAUUGUGGAGUCUGGGAGGAAUGGGAUACACAGUAACAGGGCUAAGAAUAAGAUGUAAUUUAUGUUCUUGGAAAGCAUUUGUUGCAGAGGAUGUUAAAAAAAUAAAAAGUAAUAAUAUACAAACAGA
Molecule: messenger RNA, 1669 nt
Organism: Chrysemys picta bellii (western painted turtle)
Lineage: Eukaryota; Metazoa; Chordata; Testudines; Emydidae
Product: cytochrome c oxidase subunit 5A, mitochondrial
Biological process (GO): mitochondrial electron transport, cytochrome c to oxygen
Cellular component (GO): mitochondrial inner membrane
Source: RefSeq, a predicted model, not a curated record